AUGGACCUCCUCGCCGAACUCGAGAGCAUGGCUCUCAAUAUUUCAGAUGUAAAAGACACGACAUCAGAAGCCGACAUUGCAAGAUGGCAGCGGUUAUUUGGCUACGGCAGGGCAGAGGCCGUUCGCCGAAUGGAAGAGUACCGGAGCGACUAUUCCAGGACUAGGAUAUCUGAUGAACUGUGGGCUACAGUUCGAUCCCAAAAAGAGGCGGAAGGAUACGACCGUGAAGCAUACGAGUAUGCGCUCAAAAAUCGGCAACAAGCCCGCGGCUCAACUGCCGCCCCAACUGUGUCGGGCACGUUCAUCGUGCAGCUCAGGGGGCCGCUCGACUCCCCAGAGAAGAUCAAGGAUGCUGUCGGCCUAAAGGAGGCUCCAUCAGUGGCGACAGGAGCAGGUGAAGAUGGACAAGCAGAUUUCUGCCAGAUCGAUGGCGCGACGCGAGCGAAGCUGCUUGACUGGGUCGCAGAGCACCAUAGCGACUACCAACCUACUAUUGUUCGCUUGACAAAGGCGAAGAAGAGUCUCUGCACACAGAGCAUCGCCCCGACCCUUGGGCGGGACUCGACAAUGCCUCAAAACCGACUAGACGACCCAAAGGACAUCCCUCGGCCAUUGCAGGACGAAUAUCCGGUGUGGUAUUUCUUUUACGGUACCCUGGGCGAUCCCGAGGUCCUCAAACACCACCUCAACUUGGACACAGAACCUUCUCUUGUACCAGCCCAUAUCGGAGGUGGUGAAGUUCGACUCUGGUCAGGGAAAUACAAGGCGCUCGUGGACUCGCCAGGAACGGCCAAAGUGUUGGGAAGCGCGUUCCUCGUUCGGUCCCGAGAUGAGGAGGAUGCGCUGCGGUUUUACGAGACGGACAAGUAUGAAGUUGUACGAUGCCGCAUUUUCACAAGGCAGGGUGAUCUCAUGGGGUUGACAUUUCGUUUUCAUGGAGAUUCAGAGGAUUUAGGAUAG
Molecule: messenger RNA, 960 nt
Organism: Fonsecaea multimorphosa CBS 102226
Lineage: Eukaryota; Fungi; Ascomycota; Eurotiomycetes; Chaetothyriales; Herpotrichiellaceae
Exons: 1
Coding region: 1-960 (319 amino acids)
Source: RefSeq, a predicted model, not a curated record